Molecule: messenger RNA, 6240 nt
Organism: Mya arenaria
Lineage: Eukaryota; Metazoa; Mollusca; Bivalvia; Myida; Myidae
Exons: 13
Coding region: 154-5724 (1856 amino acids)
Molecular function (GO): guanyl-nucleotide exchange factor activity
Source: RefSeq, a predicted model, not a curated record
GUGUGUGAAAUGAACUCAGUAGAUCACUAUUAUAUGUCAAGUUUUGAAUGAACUUUCAAACUGAAUGGUUAUCUAGACAGAUAACAUUGAUGAUGAGGCUGAGACUUGAAUCAGGCAAUAUGAGCUGUCGAGAUAUCACUUACAUAAUAAACAAUGGAGUGUAGUCAGCCUCAUUUAGAUGCCAGUAAUAACUUGGACACAUUAACUAGGCCAGUAGUGUGUCUGGGACCAAAUGGUUUAAAACGCAACAAAAAAUACAACAGUAAAUGUGUUUGUUAUGAGGAUAAUAACUGUACAUCCGAUGAAUGUGUGUCUCGUGACAGUGGCUUUGACUUUGAAGCUGACGAACGAAUGAACAGUGUUGAUGAUAUAAAUUCAAACCAUUUGAAAAUGAAGGAAUCCCCACCCCAUUCGGUGUUAAAUGAGGGGCGAGGGAAUAGUGAGUACACCGGAGGUUCUCUCGUGAAGUGGAGGUUACAGAGCACUAAACCUGACGAGGAAAACGGCAAUCAACCACCAUCCAGAAACUCCCUCCACUGGGACGAGUUCUUUGGAUCUUCAUUGGAUUUGACACCAACUCUGUUGGGCAUCUAUGACAAGAUAGCAUCAGCCAGUCACAAUGAAGAAAACUCAGGAAAUGACCAAUCAGACUUUGAUUACUUUCCUGCCAAUGAGAAUCUAGAGGAUGGCAAGAACAACCGUUGCCAUUCUCCAAAACCUUCACCUCCUCUAAACAGUAGGCUGCCUAGCAACAGAAAGGUCAGGAACAUUCAUGAGCAAUCAGUCAGUGGGAGACCUGACUGGGACCAGUCUGUUGUAAAUAAUAACAAGCAGAAGAUGGACACAGGAGAGAACGAGUCUGCUGACAACAAGAAACGUCCACUCAGCAUCAGCUCCAUGUCCUCCUCCUCCACAUCCUCAUUGCCACGGCAGCGGAAACGACCAAACCUGAGUGAGUACAGCAGCUCAGCGGCAUCCAGUCAGCUGGACAUUGAGAAGCUGGACAAUCUGCUGUAUAUUGAUGACAACCCUGAGGCUGAGGUCCCAGAACAGAGUGCUGAUGAGUUGUCUCUAUGCUCAGAGGACAAACGCAAAUCAGGCGGGGACUCAGACUCUCAGACAUCCACAGACCAACCAGAACAGGACCAAGAACAGACAGCCGAAAUGUUAAACAGCACAUUGUCAUUCCACCAAUCAGAUUCCAGCUUAUCAUAUGCACCAACUGAUUCGGCCAGUUGUAGCACAGCAGAUUUGUCCUUGACCUCUGACCUUAUAUCCUGUGAGAAAGGAGUAGACAGAGUGAAAAGGUCACCAUCUAGGACAUCACAGAGGUCAGGGGUCAUGUCAAGGUCAGGCUCUCAGAGGUCUGGUCACUAUGUGAGCCACGUGCAAAGGGUUGUUACAGAACUGGUGGAGACAGAGCGGACAUAUGUACUCAACCUGCAGGAUAUCAAACAGGGCUACUAUGAGUACCUUCGGGCCAGUCCUGAUCUGCCGAUCUCACCAACUGACAUGGAAUGUCUCUUCAGCAACAUUGUCCAGAUUUAUGACUUCUCAUGUGAAUUCCUUCAGCACCUGGAGGAUUGUGGGAUGGAUCCCAUCAAGGUCGCUGACUGUUUCGUGGACAACAAUGCUGGCUUCGUCAUUUAUGCCGAAUAUUGCACAAACUACCCAAGUGCAGUGGAUGUGCUGACACGUGUGAUGUGUGAUGGGAGACUCAGCGAGGUGUUUAAGCAGCGGCAGCUCACCCUUGGGCAUGGGCUUCCCCUCGGGGCCUUCCUCCUCAAGCCUGUACAGAGAAUCCUCAAGUACCACCUUCUCCUACAGAACAUUCUGAAGCACUACAAGAAGUCAGACAUAGGCUACACCCAACUGGUGGCGGCCCAUGACCACAUGACAGCCAUGUCGCACGAGAUAAACGAGAUGAAGCGUCGGCACGAGCACGCUGUGCGUGUCCAGGAGAUCCAGAGCCAGCUGGAGGACUAUGAGGGUGAGGACUUCACACAGCUUGGUGAACUCCUGCUUGAGGGUUCAUUUCGGAUGUUUGGAGUGAAGGCUUCUCGUCAGAUGUUCCUUUUCGCGAAGGGCGUCAUCAUUGCCAAGAGGAAGGAAGAUGGCAUGCUGAGCUGUAAAGCCUAUAUUCCUUGUGCGACCCUAAUGUUGGUGGAGAGUAUUCCCCGUGAGCCACUCAACUUCCAGAUCCUGCCCUUCAAUAACCCGCGCAAUGCACAUACCAUACAUGCUCGUAAUCUUGACCAGAAGCGUAAGUGGUGUACAGAGAUGAAACGCCUGAUUAUGGAGAGCUUUUCCAGCAAGAUUCCCGACAGUGUCAAGGACCUUGUCAUCGAAAAACUUGGGAAAAGCAAGGACGAAGAUGCGCUGGCUCAGACAGGGAAUGCUGACUCCGGAAAGAGUCAUGUGACCACGCCAGACUAUCUGGAGAAGAGGCUGAGAGCACGGAGAAAAUCAGGGACUGCUCUUUUACAAGAAAUCCUGAGACCCCAAAGAACUAAGAAACUGCAGGGAAAGUCUAGGGUAAGCUCACUUUUUACAAUUUCUUCUACCGGCGGAACCCCGAGUCCAAAGCCCGGUGUGUUGGAGAGCCUCAUGUACAAGGAGGCAACCCAUUCCAACAAUGCUGUGGAGCACUAUGGCUUUCGUAACAACGUCCCCGGCAUUCACAAGGCCGGUAAGACCAGUACUCCAAGAGCAAACCAGGAAAAUGUCUCCCCUGCUCGUAAAUCACGCCGGCCAGUCAGCAUCCAGCGCAGUCAGAGCUUUCAGGACAGUGGGCCUGCAGAGGAGUAUUUGUCAGACAGACAUGGAAUGGAUGCCAUUUCAAUGGAUAAUCUCAUUAACUCUGAUGGUCCGGUGAUUCGUAACCCUAGUUUUCGCAUGGCCACACAAGUGUCUCCUAUAAGGUUUGAUACCACAGACGGUUUAAUACGAGAAAGCCCAGAGAAGUCACCAGAAAAUGUGUUUGUAAAAGGUGUUCUUGUUGAUCAAAAGAAUGUGGACAACUUACCGCCAUCUGUGAGGAAAAGUAUUGAAAACAUUGACAGUGUAGAUUCUGGAAGGAAACUUACCCUCAGUCCACAGGAUGUGUUCAUAGAUAACCAGGAAAACUUGAAUGGUAGUUACCUGGAGGAGAGCAGCCUAAGGAAACGAGGUCGGUAUGCCAGCAUGCCUGCUCUGUCUGGGGAGCCACCUGGGUCUCCCAAGAUCUCUCGUCUUCACUCGGAGAGGCUUCCGAACAGCCCCUACCAGCAACAGAAACUACCCGUUCACCAUGCACGGAGGAUAGAUAUCAAGCCUUACUUCUCCUUUAACAAAGACAGUCAGUUGACCAAACAUGGUGGGAACAAUGAACAAAUAGGGAACAAUUUAAGCAAAGACCAGAGACAAAUUAAUGCUUUUAAUGAUACUUUCUCAUUGAUAAGGAAAUCUCAGGAAAACAUUUUUGAUAAGAGUAUGGGAACAAGACCAUUAGCACUUACCCAACCUAAACCAUUUACAUCUACAUUAAAAUCCUCAGCUGGUCUUUUGGACUCACAUGCCAGGCUGAACAAGUGGGGCCAUGAGAAAUUCACUAAAGGCUCCAUGUUAGAUUUGUCUCACCUCAAAGAAGAUCCAUGGGUGCCAAAUAAACAAAGAUCUUACACUGAGUCUCAAGUCACUGUUGAACACAACUAUAGUCCAAGCCAUGAUAGGCCCUCACCAGUGAAGCAAGCCAAUAAACAGAUCAAUAGACUGAGUUUAGAGCAUAGUGAAAGAAGACAUGUCAGAACUAGAUCUGUUGGAGGUAUUGAGGCAAACUCAGACUCUGCUGACAAUCUGGACUGGAUUGUUUAUGCCAACAGGAAUUCCAUACCAAUCUCAGACUUCUCAACUGAGGAAAUGAGCAGGAAGUUUAAGUACUGCACCCCACCUCGUGGAUCCAUGAACCCCCCACCAGCUGGUAGCCACACCACUGACACUACCCAGACCAAGAGCUCCGUCCCUUUGCCCACCACCCCGGUCCGCCAGCCCAGCUACCACUAUAACCGGUUCACAGACGCCACCAUGUCGGGUGACAGCAGCAUCUCACUCUCGGCCACUACCAGCAGUGACACAUGCAGCAGCCCUGACGUGCUCAAGGAGGCUGUUUUUGAUGAUUCCUCGUUCACGAGAGACCGCUCCAAUGUGUCACGCUCAUUCUCUAGCCCCAUUAAACAUGCAAAGGGCAGGCGACACAUGCAUGAUGAGAGGCCGGCCUCUGCUGAUCUGCUUUGUGAUGCCGACCAUGUUUCUGACAGUGAGAAGCUUGUAGCAGAGAUGGAGCAUUACCUGAUGCGUUCCACCUCCUCCAGUGGCAGUCUAAGCUCCUCAAAUCUACGCUUUCCCACAUCCGUUCCUACAUUUGAGGUUAAAGCCGAGCAUCAUCAUAAUAAGAACCGUGAUUCCUGUCUUUCCACUGGGUCCAAUUCAUCAUAUGACAGUACUGGUGAACUUUCAUCUGAAGCUCAUUCAGAGGAAGGCAUUGUGGAUUCUAUAAAGACCAAAAUCAGCAACAUUGCGUCCAAGUUUACAGGCAGGCGUGUGCAACAGUCAGAGGGUGCUUUGUCAAACCUCAGCACUUCACCUUCUAAAUUGAGCCAUAACUUAAGUCUUAAAAUGAGAGGGGCUCCCUUAAAGUCUGGGAAGACAGACCUGCCAACUCUGCUGAGGGAGAUGGAACCUGGUAGUGAGGCCAUAGGCUCUAGGAUGGCCAACACUGACCUAGAUGACUAUGCCACAUUCUCUAUGUCAAAAACUGAGGGCUCUAAAGAUGAGACCAAGCCACAGCAGCAGCCAAGAAAAAUUCAGUAUGGGAGGUUUUCAACAUCGGACCUGAUUGCCAAACAUAACACCCCAAGUCACAUGACGUUCCAGUCAGAAUCCAGGCUUUGUCCUCAAGUGCCUUCUUUUAAGAACAUUUCUGUGGAGCAGUCUGAUUCCGCAUUUUCCAUUCAGAGUGCUGAUGUGGAUGGGAGUUCAUCAGAUGACUCCCCCAGGAAUGAAGUCCGCGUAGAGCCAAUCAAAUCUGUGCCAAAACCCGAUACCAGUGAUACAUUCUAUGAGCGGAGGCUGUCAGAGGCCCUGAAUACUGAAGAGGCUUUUCGGGACUCGGCCAUCUACUGCGAUGAGGUCGAUCCGCAGGCGACUUCUCAGCCUGGGGGUCACCAGACACUUGCUUCCAGACACAGCAUCAAGUCAUUUGUGCAGCAGCUAGAGGAGAAGAACAAACAGAAAUUGCCUCCGCCAGUGAAGGUACGCCCUAAGGAGCCAGGUGCGAUGAUCAAACAACGAAUGGAAAGCCUAGCGGCCAGUACUGAUUAUCGCAACAAGAGUGCGGCCACCAGUCGCAGCAUCAGUACCACCACAAGCCUUACACACAGCAGGUGCUCUAGUCGUGCCACUAGCGAGGAGAAAACCCAGCCCAUGACCUCAGCCAGUCUGCAGGCAUACAUUGACAGUAAGUUCCCUGCCAACCCAGACAUACAGCACACUGAGGAUGACCUGGGGUUCCGGGGUAGAGGGGGUGACUCAAAAUUUCGUAGUAGGGCCACAUCCACUGGCGGAUUGUUGAAACCAGCUUUCUCUCUUGGAAGGUUGGACAUGCAAAGCUUUGAUGUGGAUAAUCUUAUCAUCAUGAAAGGAUGGGUAAAAGAGCUCAUUGAAAAGUUUCAACAAGGGAAGAAGUAAAUAUGCAAAUGUAAUGAUGAUGGUGCUAUGAUGUUUGUGAUAAUAAGGAGACUUGUGUAGUUUUGGGUUUAUGGUGUUUUAUUUCGUUCUGGCAACAAAUUUCAUUUGUUUAUUGUUUGACUGAUAACGGAAAAAUCUUGUUUUACUGUUACAUGUACAUUGUUUCUUGCAUAUUUCUUGAUUUUGAGUACUUUACGUUGGUUCAAUGUAUAUAUGUUAUCCUAGAAGAGUCAUAUUGUUUUGAUUUGCAGAAUAUGUAUCAUUAACUUGUUAUGUCAGAAUGUUUUUCUCUCUUCCUUAUUAAUAGUGCAAUUUAUAUGUUUUUUAUUGUUUUAAACAUAUUGAGAUAUGUGACAUAAACUAACAAAUUUCUCAUGUUUUACAUGUUUUAUAUAGAAUAUAUUUGAAUAAUUAUGUACAUAUAGAGUAUGUGCCUUUUGCAGUUCUUCAUUUCUCAUUAAAGUUUUUACAUGUAUCUUAUAAACUGUCACAGAAAUAAACUGAAGAAUUAGGGUA